UGGAAAUUCUGUUGAGAGUAUACAGAAAACAAUUCUUGAUUUUUUUUGGGAAUCAUAUCCACCCAGCAUUCGGUUUUUCGUUUCAGUUCCUUUUUGUUGUCCCAUUGCAUUGUUUUCCAUGCCCCACCUUCCUAUAUAUACAGGUAUCAUCCGCGGGCUUCUUCAUUUCUAAUUUGUGGACUACAAGGUAGUGCGACCAAGUAUCGCUCAUUGUGAAACUAGUGAAACCGGUGAGUUGUCUUCUUCAAAAUGCAGGCCAUAUGUUUCGUACUCUGCGCCUUAGUAGCUGUUGGUGUAGCCCAAUUUCCCAAUGGACGAAGUCUACAUUUGCCUAACCCCCAAUUAUGCGCUCAGAGGGUGAUUCACGAGAGAACACCUGAUGGUAAGGGUUACUUCUUCAGUUGGAGAGACCCUCAGACUCGAGGAGUUGAGAAAGAUUGGCUCGAUGGAAGAAACUUCUGCAGGGAAAGAUGCAUGGACCUGAUUUCUUUGGAAACAAGCGCUGAGAAUGAAUGGAUAAAGCAAAGGAUUGUUGGUGAAAAUGUUAAAUAUAUCUGGACGUCCGGUCGCCUUUGCGACUUCAAAGGCUGCGACAGGGCUGAUCUGCAACCGCUCUCCGUAAACGGAUGGUUCUGGACAGCCGUGCUCCAGAAACUCGCUCCGACGACCCAGAGGGACCAAAACGACUGGUCUGAAUCCGGCGGCCUGGGCAGGCCUCAGCCGGAUAACAGGGAGGCGCAGCAAGGUGGUGCCAGCGAAAACUGCUUGGCCGUUCUCAACCAAUUCUACAAGGACGGAGUCAACUGGCACGACGUCGCCUGUCACCACGUGAAACCUUGGGUGUGCGAGGAAAACGAGGAUUUGUUGAAAUACGUCCGAUUCACCAACCCCGGACUAAGGGUGUGAAAUUUUAAUGUUUUAUUGAUGACUGAUACGAGUUUAUAUUCUUAUUUAUUAACUAUUUUUAAGGACGAAUGUAUGAAUAAAUUUAAUUAAGUCACAAAUUA
This is a messenger RNA of Coccinella septempunctata (seven-spotted ladybird), 1007 nucleotides long. RefSeq lists its product as uncharacterized. The transcript is spliced from 4 exons. The coding region runs from base 250 to 906 and encodes 218 amino acids. NCBI's taxonomy places the organism in Eukaryota, Metazoa, Arthropoda, Insecta, Coleoptera, Coccinellidae. The record is from RefSeq and is a predicted model, not a curated record.